Messenger RNA from Plasmodium vinckei vinckei, 981 nucleotides. Its product is annotated as conserved Plasmodium protein, unknown function. The transcript is spliced from 3 exons. The record is from RefSeq and is a predicted model, not a curated record. Lineage: Eukaryota; Apicomplexa; Aconoidasida; Haemosporida; Plasmodiidae. The coding region runs from base 1 to 981 and encodes 326 amino acids.
AUGAAAAAAAAAAUGAAUAGCAUAAACAUAUAUUUUUUUUUCCUUAUUAUAUUUUACACAACUGUAGAUAAUUAUGUGUUAUCUUUAAAAAGGAUAAAUAUAAAUAAUCCAAUUUAUCAAUUCAUAACAUUUGGAAAUUCUACUUUUAAAAAUUUAAAACAAAAAAAUAAAAACAAAAUUUUCAAUAAUUUAGUAAAUUAUAAUGUUUAUGUACCAAACAACUGCAAAAUUUCAAAAAUAAACUUUGAUAAUAAAACUAUACAACUUGAUAAAUUCCCUUUAAAGGAUUACAACAUUAUUUCAAUUGAUUAUGGAUAUACAUUUAUGGGUUUAUGCCUUGUGUGCAAAAAUAAGUAUAUAUAUGAAAAAAUUCUUCUUAAACAUCCAAAUUUAAUUGAUCGAGAAACCUUAGAUUUGCCAAUAAAAGAGAACACAAUACUGUUUUAUCCUAUCCAAUUCAAUAGCUAUAUUUUUAAUUUUUUCCAUUUUUUUCACUAUUUAUUCAAAUGUAUAUAUAAUAGUAAUCUUCUUGUGAUAAUUGGAUCUAACGGAUAUCAUAUGGAUAAACUGUCAAGCAAUAUGGGCAGAUAUAUGUGUUACUUUAUGAAUGAAAAAGAUGAAGGAAUUGAAAAUUCAAUGAAAAAUAUAUUAUUUAAUGUGAAUAAUAAAUUAAUUAGAUUUCCAAAUAAUAAUAAUAUUUAUAAAAAAGAGCAAUCUAUAUUUGAAGAAAAUUAUACUUUUCAUUCAAAUGACAAUCAAAAUAAUUUAUUAAAAUUCUUAUUAAAAAAUUUUGUUACAAAAGUAAAGGAUGAAAAUAAUACUUUGUUUUCAAAAUUUUACAAUAAGGAUUAUAAAAAUAGAAAGGAUAGUAUUUCUGCUUGUUAUUUGUCUUAUUAUUUUUUGAAAUAUUAUGAUAAAAAUGUUAAUAGUUUUUUUUUACCAUCAAAAAAUAUUAAUUAUGUAUAUCAUAUAAAGAAAUGA